AUGGGAGCAGCUCGGAGCUUCUCCCUUUAUUCUAAAAGCAAUAUCAGGGUCUCUGAUUCCUUUUAUUCGGAGACCUGUACUGAGGUACCCCUCACCAACAGUAGCUCGGAGCUAUGCAACAAAAGCUUCAUCCCAGAUGACUGUACAGGUAAACGAACUGAAACGUAUUGGAGUUCUAGAAAAGCUUUCUUCUUUGACUCCCGGUUUCGUCUCCCGCAUGUUUCUUGUAAAAAGAGCGAUGGUGGCUGGAGACCAAUUUUCGACCUACGAAACUUGAACAAGUUUGUAGGAACAAAACAUUUUCAUCUUAUAAGCCAUACCAAGGUACCAGAAUUCCUUCAACCUGGAGAUUGGAUGGUGAAAGUCGAUAUUUCACAGGCAUAUUUCCACUUACCUAUAGCAAUGUCACACCGACCUUUGUACAAUCAAGAAAUGCUUCAAAUGACCUCGCUCCCAUUUGGCCUAUCGUCGGCCCCUAGGCUCUUCUCUGCUGUAACUUGUUGGGUCGCGGAAACCCUACGCAAAAAAGGAAUGCGGGUCCUAGUAUACCUGGACGAUUAUCUUAUAGUGUAUCAGGACCCUUCAAGUUAG
Parnassius apollo (apollo) is the source of this 591-nucleotide messenger RNA. NCBI's taxonomy places the organism in Eukaryota, Metazoa, Arthropoda, Insecta, Lepidoptera, Papilionidae. The record is from the annotation of a GenBank genome assembly.